CUUUUAAUGAAACGACCGGCUCUCUGCAGUAAAUAUUUAAACUGGAAACUGGAUUCUUAAGUGAUCCCCUUCCCGACUUGAUUUUGCGUAGAUUAGUAUACUUGCAUAUUUCAAAACCCGUGGCAUGACCGGGUGACGAUAGUCAGACGGUGGAAAUAUGUAUUUCUUCUCUGAAAUUUUCUUCAGUGCCGUACUCCGUGCGAAAGUUCGAGAAAGCGAAGCUCCUGCAGCAAGUUUGCAUAAUGACAACGGUGCCGGCAGGUAUCAUGCGUAACUGGAGGAAGGUCUGGCUCGGGAUCCAGGCGAUCAAAAAGCUGUCCGCCGAGGAGCUCAUCAAGGCCGCGGAGAGCGGGAACCUCGAGGACUUCAGCCGGCUCUUCCUCGCCGAGCCCUCCCGACUUCACGUGCACGACUCGAAAGGAAGAUGCGCCGCCCACCAAGCCGCAGCUAGGAACAAAAUCAACAUCUUACAAUUCAUCAAAAAUCAUGGAGGCGACUUAAAUAUCCGCGACAAUCGAGGCAACACGCCUUUGCACAUAGCCGUGGAGCAUCAAUCAUUGGAAGCAGUCGAAUUUUUUAUGCAAUGCAAAGUAGACACGAGCAUCCUGAACAACAAGGACCAGGCGCCGCUCCACCUAGCAGUGGAGUUGAACAGGGUGGCCGUGCUGCAGGUCAUGGCCAAGCACAAGCAGCUCGUCGACACGGCCCAAGGAGGCGAGCACGGCCGCACCGCCCUUCACAUCGCCGCCAUCUUGGAUCACGACGAGUGUGCUCGCAUCUUGAUGAGCGACUUCGGGGCGAGCCCGCGGAAGCCAUGCAACAACGGCUACUACCCGAUCCACGAGGCGGCCAAGAACGCGAGCUCGCGGACGAUGGAGGUGUUCCUGCAGUGGGCCGAGAGCAGAGGCUGCACCCGGGAGGAGAUGAUCUCCUUCUACGACGCCGAGGGCAACGUCCCGCUCCACUCGGCCGUCCACAGCGGCGACUUCAAGGCGGUGGAGCUGUGCUUGACCUCUGGCGCCAAGAUCUCCACCCAGCAACACGACCUGUCAACUCCGGUGCAUCUGGCGUGCGCGCAGGGAGCCCUAGAGAUCGUCAAACUCAUGUUCAGCCUCCAGCCGGACGAGAAAAGGACCUGCCUGAAGUCCUGCGACAUCCAGAAGAUGACCCCACUCCACUGCGCAGCAAUGUUCAACAGAACCGAAAUCGUGCAGUAUCUGAUAUCUGAAGGGGCUGACAUUAACGCCCUGGACAAAGAGAAAAGAUCGCCUCUUCUGUUAGCUGCAUCGAGGGGCGGGUGGAGGACGGUGCUGUUGCUGAUAAAACUAGGAGCAGAUAUCCACCUGAAAGAUUCCAACCAGAGGAACGUUCUGCACCUGGUAGUCAUGAACGGCGGGCACCUCGAAGAAUUCGCACGUCAAGUUUGCACGGUGCAGGCCCCGGAGAGUCUGCAGCAACUCCUUAACGAAAAGGAUCAUAUCGGUUGCUCACCUCUGCACUACGCCAGCCGAGGAGGGCACAUCAGAAGUCUCGAGAACCUAAUACAUCUAGGAGCCUGCGUCAAUUUGAAAAAUAAUAAUAAUGAAAGUCCCUUGCAUUUCGCCGCAAGGUAUUUCGUUUUUUUCGUUUUUAUUCUUGAAAACUUUAAUAGUAAGAACAAGAAAAAGUCCCAAGACUCUAGUCCUCGACUUAAUACCGGGAGCGGUCCUCUUACAAGAGUCGCCUCUGUGCGUCGUUACUCAGAACUUAGGCUUGUUUUGGCGAUGUGGAAAUUACUAUACGAUGCUAUUACAGGGCAUACGCGGGUGGUUCAGUUAUUGCUGAACAAAGGUGCAUUGCUUCACCGCGAUCACAACGGCCGGAACCCGCUGCAUUUGGCCGCUAUGAGCGGCUACACUCAGACUAUGGAGCUUCUGCACUCAGUCCAUUCGCACUUGCUGGAUCAAGUAGACAAGGACGGGAAUACUGUUCUCCACCUCGCAACGAUGGAAAACAAACCAAACUCGAUAUCACUCCUACUAUCAAUGAACUGCAAACUUCUGUACAAUUUUAGCGAUCUUAGUGCAAUCGACUAUGCUAUUUAUUUCAAAUUUCCCGAGGCUGCCUUGGCGAUGGUCACGCACGAUACGAGAGGGGCAGAGGUUAUGGCAUUAAGGUCGGAUAAGCAUCCCUGCGUUACGCUGGCUCUCAUAGCAUCAAUGCCUCGAGUUUUCGAGUCAGUGCAAGAUAAAUGUAUCACGAAAGCAAAUUGCAAGAAAGACUCCAAAUGUUUUUAUAUUAAGUACAAUUUUUCCUGCCUUGAAAGUUCGCGCAUGUACGCGCAGGUAGAUCAAAAAACCGGGGAAGCGCUGACAAUCUCCAAACCGAUUCCUCUACCCGCUCUGAAUGCGAUGGUCGAGCAUGGCAGAGUAGAGCUAUUAGCACACCCACUCAGUCAGAAGUAUCUGCAGAUGAAGUGGAACUCCUAUGGGAAAUAUUUCCAUCUAACACAUCUUCUUUUGUACACUAUAUUUCUAGUUUUUAUAACGCAUUUCUCGUCCGGACUAAUGGAAAAUGACGGGGACUCAUUCAACUCUACCUCAACGUCUAAAUUUGAACCGAGCUUAGCCGUGCAGAGCAAGCCCGGUAUGUGUUUAAGUAGCGUCGCCAUUCUAUUGUACAUCGGGCUAAACCUGCUGCGGGAGGGUCUCCAGUUCUACCAACAGAAGUGGCACUACCUUUUUGAUCCGACCAACCUGGUCACGCUGCUUCUCUACGCCACAGCCGUGCUCAUGGUGGCGCCACUCAUCACCGGUAAACUUUCCGAGCUUCAAAUAGCUUGCGCGGCAAUCACAGUUUUCCUCAGCUGGUUCCUACUUUUACUCAACUUGCAGAGGUUCGACCAAGUUGGAAUCUACGUAGUAAUGUUCCUAGAAAUUCUUCAAACCUUAAUCAAAGUACUGUUAGUAUUUUCUAUUCUAAUUGCAGCAUUUGGACUUGCUUUUUUCAUACUUUUGUCGAGGGGUGAGCACUUGUCGUUCAGCACGGUGCCGAUAUCGCUGAUGCGGACGUUCGCGAUGAUGCUGGGCGAGAUCGAUUUUCUGGGGACGUACGUGCAGCCGUUCUUCUUGCCGGACGUGGAGCGGAGGAGCAUCCCGUUCCCGAUUCCGGCCUUCCUCAUCCUCGGCAUCUUCAUGAUCCUCAUGCCGAUCCUCCUCAUGAACCUCCUCAUCGGUCUCGCUGUCGGAGACAUCGAGUCCGUCAGGAGGAACGCUCAGCUCAAGCGCCUCGCCAUGCAGGUCGUUCUGCAUACAGAGCUUGAGCGGAAACUUCCACAUGUAAUUCUCGACAAAGUUGACAAAAGAGAACUAAUCGAAUACCCGAACGACAUGAAGAGCACAAAAUUGGGCUUCAUUGAUUCACUCAUUCGGAAAUGGUUCUGCAACCCUUUCUCAGAUGAUGGAUUAGACAUGGUGCUGGAAAACGGCGAGGACUUCGUGACUCAAGAGCUGAUUAAAAUGAAACGCAAUAUGAAAUCUAUGAUGACUACUAUGGAAGCUCAACAUCAAUUUCUUCGUUUGAUUGUCCAGAAAAUGGAAAUUAAAACGGAAGCAGACGAGGUGGACGAAGGCGUCUCGCCGAAGGACCUCCAAUCUCUGUCCGGGGUCAACGCGACGAGGCUGCCCUCCCCGAGAGCCCGGCAGAAGCUGAGGAACUGCCGAUGCUCGGCCAAGUCCAUCCAGACCUCGAGCCGUUAGUCCUUUCUCCGAUGACGGAGAAUCUUACACAACGAGAAUGGGGCCAUUACUUGAACUGUUACGCGGCAGAGAACUACUAUUUCCGGCCCAUCCGGAAAAGUACCUAUCUCCGCGGGAGAUUAAAUGGCACCUUUGUUUUUUUUCUGAAAUGAGCCAGAAAUAGUAGUUUUCAUUGCAUAAUGUAGUCUACUUCUUUGCCAUAGCUGUAAAAAAUGUCUGAUUUGACUUUCAACCAAAGUACAACCUUUCCAGUGGCGUGGCGUACUUCGCGAUAUAUAGAUUGUUAUGCCUUUUAAACCUAUGGAAAAGGAUCGAUAA
Messenger RNA from Bemisia tabaci, 4055 nucleotides. The record is from RefSeq and is a predicted model, not a curated record. Lineage: Eukaryota; Metazoa; Arthropoda; Insecta; Hemiptera; Aleyrodidae.